AUGUCAAAAGCCAUCGGUAUAGAUUUGGGUACCACAUACUCGUGUGUGGCACAUUUCACCAAUGACCGUGUAGAGAUUAUUGCCAAUGACCAAGGUAACAGAACCACGCCGUCGUACGUGGCGUUCACGGACACAGAGCGGCUGAUCGGCGACGCAGCAAAAAACCAGGCGGCGAUUAACCCAAGGAACACUGUUUUCGACGCCAAGCGGCUGAUUGGCAGGCGGUUUGACGACCCGGAGGUGACGAUGGACGCCAAACACUUCCCGUUCAAAAUAGUGGCGCGGGAGGGAAAGCCUCACGUGGAAGUGGACUAUCGCGGCGAGACCAAAGUGUUCUCGCCGGAGGAGAUCUCGGCCAUGGUGUUGGGAAAGAUGCGGGAGACUGCAGAGGGCUAUCUGGGCGGCAAUGUGACGGAUGCCGUGGUCACGGUGCCGGCGUAUUUCAACGAUUCCCAGAGACAGGCCACCAAGGACGCCGGUACCAUCGCAGGUCUCAACGUGUUGCGGAUCAUAAACGAGCCCACAGCGGCUGCCAUUGCGUACGGUCUUGACAAGAAGGGCCGUGCAGAGCACAAUGUACUCAUAUUCGAUCUGGGCGGUGGUACCUUCGAUGUGUCGUUGCUGUCCAUUGACGAAGGUAUAUUCGAGGUGAAGGCAACCGCAGGUAACACGCAUUUGGGUGGUGAGGAUUUUGACAAUCGCCUGGUGAACCACUUGGCUGCGGAAUUCCAACGCAAGAAUCGCAAGGAUUUGACCGGCAACCAGCGGUCUUUGAGGCGUUUGAGGACUGCUGCAGAACGUGCCAAGCGUUCGCUAUCAUCUUCUGCCCAAACUUCAAUCGAAAUCGACUCUCUCUUUGAGGGCUUGGACUUUUACACUUCUCUCACCAGAGCCCGUUUUGAAGAGCUUUGUGCGGACUUGUUCCGCUCCACAAUGGACCCUGUGGAGAAGGUGCUGCGUGACGCUAAACUGGGCAAGUCCCAAAUUGACGAAAUCGUGUUGGUUGGAGGUUCCACCCGUAUUCCAAAAAUUCAGAAAUUGGUGACCGAUUUUUUCAAUGGUAAAGAUCCCAACAAGUCCAUCAAUCCGGACGAGGCUGUUGCUUACGGUGCAGCAGUUCAAGCCGCCAUCUUGACUGGUGACCAGUCCUCAAAAACUCAGGAUUUGUUGUUGUUGGACGUGGCACCUUUGUCUUUGGGGAUUGAAACUGCUGGAGGUAUCAUGACUAAACUGAUCCCUAGGAAUUCCACUAUCCCCACCAAAAAGACAGAAACUUUCUCUACUUAUGCCGAUAAUCAGCCUGGAGUAUUGAUUCAGGUCUAUGAAGGGGAGAGGACUAGAACCAAGGAUAACAACUUGUUGGGCAAGUUUGAACUCAGUGGUAUACCACCGGCCCCUCGCGGGGUGCCUCAGAUCGAGGUCUCCUUUGAUUUGGAUGCCAACGGUAUUUUAAAUGUUCACGCUUUGGAGAAGGGCACCGGUAAGUCCAGCAAAAUCACCAUCACGAACGAUAAGGGUCGUUUGUCCAAGGAUGACAUUGAACGGAUGGUUUCUGAUGCUGAAAAAUUCAAGGCUGAAGACGAGCGUGAAGCCGAAAGGGUUCAAACCAAAAACUCUUUGGAGGCCUACACGUUCAGCCUCAAGAACACGCUCAGCGAAUCUGCUUUCAAAGAGAAGGUUGGGGAUGCUGACCACGAAAAGUUGAAGACUCUGGUUGAGGAAACCAUUUCAUGGCUGGAUUCCUCCUUGGCUGCUUCCACUGAUGAGUAUAAGGAUAAACAAAAGGAGUUAGAAGAUGUUGCCAACCCAAUAAUGACCAAAUUUUACCAAUCUGGUGGUGCACCCCCUGGUGGUGUUCCUGGCGGUGUUCCAGGCGGCGCUCCAGGCGGUGCUGGUACGGGUGGUCCCGGUGCUGGUACCACGGAUUCUGGUCCAACUGUUGAAGAAGUUGAUUGA
Lachancea dasiensis is the source of this 1956-nucleotide messenger RNA. The record is from the annotation of a GenBank genome assembly. Lineage: Eukaryota; Fungi; Ascomycota; Saccharomycetes; Saccharomycetales; Saccharomycetaceae.